Histoplasma mississippiense is the source of this 519-nucleotide messenger RNA. RefSeq names its product membrane biogenesis protein Yop1. The transcript is spliced from 6 exons. The record is from RefSeq and is a predicted model, not a curated record. The coding region runs from base 1 to 519 and encodes 172 amino acids. Lineage: Eukaryota; Fungi; Ascomycota; Eurotiomycetes; Onygenales; Ajellomycetaceae.
AUGUCCUUCCAAGAUCGUGUCCAGCACCAGAUCGCUCAGAUCGAUAAGGAGCUUUCCAAAUACCCGGUCCUGAACAAUCUCGAAAGGCAGACAUCAGUUCCAAAGGUCUAUGCCUUUCUCGGCCUGGUCGGCAUCUACUUUUUCCUGAUUUUCUUCAACAUUGGUGGAGCUUUCCUGGUCAACCUCGCUGGCUUUCUUGUUCCUGGAUACUACUCUCUCCAGGCUUUGUUUACAACCACAAAGACAGAUGAUACUCAGUGGUUGACGUACUGGGUUGUCUAUGCCUGUUUCACUGUUGUCGAGAGCGCUAUCAGUGCUGCCUAUUGGUUUCCAUUCUACUAUCUUUUCAAAUUUGUUCUUAUUCUGUGGAUGGCUCUUCCCCAGACCAGCGGCGCACAACUCGUCUUCCAUUCCUUCCUCCAGCCAAUCUUUGCCCGGUAUUUCACCAGUGGAUCCACUUCCUCCAACCUCCGUUCCCAGGCAGAGCAAGCCGCCAAGGGCCACUCCCACUCGUCCUAA